GUUUGAAAGCAAUGCACUAGUUAUACCGCGCUUCAGUUAUGAGACACCUGUGGCCCCCGCUCAAUAAUGAUUGCACUAACUGUCAAGCGACAUGCUUCGAUAGAGCAGAAUCACCACGCUCGUGGCCGAAACUUCCGUCUAUUGGAGCUAGGAAGUUAGCCAAGGAGCCCGCGCAUGGAGGACGUCAACAGUUGACGACUCAUGAAAGCGAAUGCAUAUUUUGCCGUGAAUUAUGUGGCAUGGAAGAGGCUUCUGUUGACGAAUGUCUGUCGCCGAAAAUGAACUUGCAUUGCCCCCACCAUAGAAGGACUACCCGCGCACUUACCCGCAGAUGCAUACAUACAGAGUCAAGCGACGCAGAACAUGAUCUGAAAGUUGACAAACCUGACAUACUUCCAUAUAGGCGGCAGAACACCUCCAUCCCGACGAACCCAAAGGAUAUACUGUUCUACCUAACGUUGGACGACAGCCGCAUUCUUGGCCCAUUCAUUUUCAACUUCCUACCGGGUCUAUGCGAACAGAAGGAGGAUCAGUUCGUCGUGUACAGCGGAUUUCUUGAUAUUCUGAAUCAUUCAGUAGAUUCAGCUCAAUGGCAAACGAAAUCUGAUUUAUCUCCAAGAACCCGGGUGCAUAAUGCGAAGGUGGCUUUGCUACACAUUCAGCUUGAACAUCUCGUGCUGAAUGAAGCCAAAAUGAAAGGCGGAUUACGUCAACCGCUCACUGACGUCGAAACCACCAAGCGAUUGAAUGAACUUAUUGGUGGCGUCCGAAUGAACAUCACUGCCACAGCUUUUACGCCGCGGUUAGACAAAAGAAAUGAUAUGGACUCAGCACCUUGCUUUCUUGAAUUGCAAAAGACAAUUCUGGAAAUGAAGCAACAGCUUAGCUUGAUGCGGAUGGAGAACCAAAGUCUGCGAGAUUACUUGAGAGGAACACACUUGGCGUCAGAUCCGAAACAGGAAGUAUGCUGUAAGACAGAACAACAAAUAUCGGGAGAGGAUGAUGAACUGGAGGAACACGAGAAAUCCCUUUUGCUUACACGCGAACUGCUAGAGGAGUACAAGAAGGAAAAUGAAGCGUUAAGAGAGCAAAACUCACUGCUAGAGCAAACCGAAUCCAAACUCCGACAGCAAACUGACCUUAUGGAGAUGGACAACCGAGCGCUGCUCCUGGAACUCAAGGAGAUAAAAAGGCAACUCAAACAACAGGAGGAAGACAAACGGACACCUGUAUGUUCCAGUCAUACUUUGUCCUUGCUUCCGGUGCUUGCACCGCCCAGAAAGGACCAAUCAAAGGCAUGUCAGCCGCAGACAUCGUGUCUUCAUGCGAGAAACCAACCUGAUGCUUCAAAGAAACCCGACCGACAACAGGUGAGGUUCGCCGGUGCAUCCUAUUUAGGGACUCGUCAAGCUACUCAACAGUCUACAAGCUUACUAGACAAUAAGGCUAAUAAGAGAAGUCAAGGACUCACGAGCCAGGCUGGAAGAGGUUCAAAUCAAAUUGAUGAGAAACACGUACAGUGUAAACCAAAAUUAUGUCAGCGGAGAAAAUCUUCCUACGCCAAUUCGAACAUCUGA
This is a messenger RNA of Dicrocoelium dendriticum, 1577 nucleotides long. The record is from the annotation of a GenBank genome assembly. NCBI's taxonomy places the organism in Eukaryota, Metazoa, Platyhelminthes, Trematoda, Plagiorchiida, Dicrocoeliidae.